AAAGGAGACCCUUUUCUUUUCCGGCUCGUGGAGAGGCUGAGUAUCUGAAGUUUGAGAACGUUUUAAUCGGCUCUUCUACUGGCCCCCAGCCGUCAACAUGCCACAAAAUGAAUACAUAGAGUUACAUCGAAAGCGGUAUGGCUACCGCUUGGAUUACCAUGAAAAAAAGAGAAAGAAGGAAAGCCGAGAGGCUCAUGAACGGUCAAAGAAAGCAAAGAAAAUGAUUGGUCUAAAGGCCAAACUCUACCAUAAACAGCGUCAUGCUGAGAAGAUUCAGAUGAAAAAGACUAUCAAGAUGCAUGAAAAGAGAAAUACCAAGCAAAAGAACGAUGAAAAAACUCCCCAAGGAGCAGUGCCUGCAUAUCUGCUAGACAGAGAGGGACAGUCCCGAGCCAAAGUCCUUUCCAACAUGAUUAAACAGAAACGAAAAGAGAAAGCUGGUAAAUGGGAAGUACCCUUGCCAAAAGUUCGGGCCCAGGGAGAAACAGAAGUAUUAAAGGUUAUUCGUACAGGAAAAAGAAAGAAGAAGGCUUGGAAGAGAAUGGUUACUAAAGUCUGUUUUGUUGGGGAUGGCUUUACUCGAAAACCACCAAAAUAUGAAAGAUUUAUUAGACCAAUGGGUUUGCGUUUUAAGAAGGCUCAUGUAACUCAUCCUGAACUUAAAGCUACUUUUUGCCUGCCCAUACUUGGUGUGAAGAAGAAUCCCUCCUCCCCAUUAUAUACAACUUUGGGUGUUAUUACCAAAGGGACUGUCAUUGAAGUGAAUGUGAGUGAGUUGGGUCUUGUGACACAAGGAGGCAAAGUUAUCUGGGGAAAAUACGCACAGGUUACCAACAAUCCAGAAAAUGAUGGAUGCAUAAAUGCUGUCUUGCUUGUUUAAUUGACUGAUUAAAUGAAGUUCUACAUCUUUA
This is a messenger RNA of Antechinus flavipes (yellow-footed antechinus), 911 nucleotides long. It is a transcript of the gene NSA2, whose product is annotated as NSA2 ribosome biogenesis factor. The record is from RefSeq and is a predicted model, not a curated record. Gene Ontology annotation, biological process: maturation of 5.8S rRNA; maturation of LSU-rRNA. Bases 98 to 880 code for a protein of 260 amino acids. The transcript has 6 exons. Gene Ontology annotation, cellular component: preribosome, large subunit precursor; nucleolus. NCBI's taxonomy places the organism in Eukaryota, Metazoa, Chordata, Mammalia, Dasyuromorphia, Dasyuridae.